AUGCUGGAACAGUAUUCCAAUCAGUGCGAAUACGCAUUCUACAUGCGCGGUCUGAUAGCUCGCAUUGAAGGUGAGCUAGAGGAGGCCUUGUCGUGGUUUAACAAGGCCCUCGCAAUUUCCGCGAACGCAACUACAUACCUUGUGAAUAUUGGACGUAUUUACUUUCUCAUGGGCAAUCACACACUUGCUGUGGAGUAUUUGGAGAAAGCUGUGAAGGCGGACCCAACCGAUUUGGCUCCAGGUCUACAAACUUCGAUCGAGUUAAUCAUCUUUCUCGCUAAGCUGAUGGCCGAAUUGGGAGACACGACAGCUGCGAUACAGGCAUACGAAAGAGCCCUCCAGGUAUUUAUGGUACCACAAUAA
Molecule: messenger RNA, 363 nt
Organism: Haemonchus placei
Lineage: Eukaryota; Metazoa; Nematoda; Chromadorea; Rhabditida; Trichostrongylidae
Source: the annotation of a GenBank genome assembly